Messenger RNA from Ustilaginoidea virens, 276 nucleotides. RefSeq lists its product as uncharacterized. The record is from RefSeq and is a predicted model, not a curated record. The transcript has a single exon. NCBI's taxonomy places the organism in Eukaryota, Fungi, Ascomycota, Sordariomycetes, Hypocreales, Clavicipitaceae. Bases 1 to 276 code for a protein of 91 amino acids.
AUGAACUCUGGAGAGUGGCACACGGCUGCCCCGGCUCUCGUGCAAGUACCUGCCAGGUACUCCGUACCUAGGGCCGCACCACGCGAGCCCCCGCCAUGCAGGUACUGCUGCCGACCCAGUGGCCAAGUCCACGGUCUCUGGUCACCCAGACUGGCACUGUCUUCCAUCCCAUCCAGAUCGGCAAUGCCAGAAGCUUGGAGGCUGGAGCCAACUCGCGUGCUCUCAUGGGAGCUCAGCACCUUCACCAAGAAGACCGUCGUCGCUCUUCAAAUCUAG